Molecule: messenger RNA, 2412 nt
Organism: Saccharomycodes ludwigii
Lineage: Eukaryota; Fungi; Ascomycota; Saccharomycetes; Saccharomycodales; Saccharomycodaceae
Gene: MAK5
Product: ATP-dependent RNA helicase
Exons: 1
Coding region: 1-2412 (803 amino acids)
Cellular component (GO): nucleolus
Molecular function (GO): nucleic acid binding; ATP binding
Source: RefSeq, a predicted model, not a curated record
AUGAAAAAUAUUGCUACUAGAAAUAAAAGACCAGGCCCGAAAUUAAAACCUAAGGUUAUUAAAAAGCAAAGAAAGAAUAAAUCUAAUAAAAGCAAAACUUUGGAUAAAAAUGUGCUUUCUAUGGAUCAGUUGGAAUGGAAGAAAGUUGACGUUCCUGACACCUUGGGUGAUUUUGGUGGACUAUAUGGACUAGAAGAAUUAAGCGGUGUUGAUGUUAAAUAUUUAGAUAAUGGUAAAAUAGAAUUUGUAUCCAAGCAAAAUAUAGCUGAUAACAGAACGGAGUUGGAUACGGAAAAUAUACAUGAAGAUCAUGCAGAAACUACUAAAGAUAGCAAUAAUGAAGGAUAUAUCAAAGAUGAUUUAAUCGAGUUUAAGAACUUGGACGACAUGGGUGAUUUAAGUGAUGCAUCAAAAGAUGAUCAAGAUUGGGAUGUUGGUAACACAAGUGGCCAUAGUGAAGAAAAAGAACAAGAAGAAACUGAUGAUGAUGAUGAUGAUGAUGAUGAUGAACUAAGAGAAAACGUUUUUGCUUCAGUCGUUGAUAAUGCACAAGAUUUGGAAAAUGUCGAAAUGAUUACUUUGCCUGAAUGGAAUGAAGAUAGUUUAAAAGGUUGUAAAUUAUCUUAUAAUACCUUAUGUUCUUUAAAAAAACUGAAUUUUAUCAGGCCAACUGAAAUCCAAAGACUUUGUAUUCCUAUAGCAAUUAAUAAAAAUGCCGAUAUUUUGGGGAAAGCCAGUACCGGUUCAGGUAAAACUUUGGCCUAUGGUAUUCCAAUAAUUGAAAAACUAUUUUCUUCAUUGAAAAAAGAAAAAAUGUCUGAUAAACCAACUGCCUUAAUUUUCACCCCCACCAGAGAAUUGGCAUAUCAAGUUACAGACCAUCUAAAAAAAAUACUAUGCACUAGAGCCACUGAUAAUGAUAAUUUUAAACAUACCAUAUUACCUCUAACUGGUGGUUUGUCUAUCCAAAAACAGGAAAGAAUUUUAAGUACAUACAAGGGUACCGCCUGUAAAAUUAUAGUAGCCACUCCGGGUAGAUUUCUAGAACUUUUAGAAAAAAACCAAUAUUUAAUUGACAAAUUUGUUUGUAUCAAAACUUUGGUAUUAGAUGAAGCAGAUAGAUUGGUGCAAGAUGGACAUUUCGACGAAUUUUUGAAAAUUUUGGAGAUUUUAACUAAGAAUUUGAAAAAUAAAUAUGCGAAAGAUUGGAACAAUCACUAUUGGCAAACCAUGGUUUUCUCUGCUACUUUUUCUUUGGAUCUAUUCAACAAAUUAAACACAACCUCAUGGAAACACCUAAAUUCCAAAGGUACAGAACUGGAUGAAGUUGUCAAAUUUUUAAUGGACAAGAUCCAUUUCAAAUCCAAGCCAUUGGUGAUUGACACUAAUCCAGAACAAAGAAUUGCAUCCACCAUUAAAGAAUCGUUGAUUGAAUGUUUGCCGAUGGAGCGUGAUUUAUACUGCUAUUAUUUUAUAACAAUGUAUCCGGGUACUACCUUGAUUUUUUGUAAUGCAAUUGACUCAGUUAAAAAGUUGCACAAAUAUUUAAAUUUUUUGGGCAUAAACGCGUUCCAAAUACACUCUUCAAUGUCCCAAAAAAGUAGAUUAACCAAUAUAGAGAAUUUCAAAAAAGCUUGCGAGAAAAACACGCAAUUGGAUGAUAAUAUUAAAAAAUCAACUGUGUUGAUUGCAAGUGAUGUUGCUGCUAGAGGCUUAGAUAUCCCUGAAAUCCAGCAUGUUAUUCAUUAUCAUUUACCUCGCACCGCCGACGUUUAUAUCCACAGAAGUGGCAGAACCGCGCGUGGUUCUAAUGGCGAAGGUGUUUCUGUCAUGAUAUGUUCUCCACAAGAGGCCAUGGGGCCAUUAAGGAAGUUAAGGAAAAUGUUAUCCAUUAAAUCUGAUAAUGCAACAUCAAAGAAUAGCAAUAUGUUAAAGAAAAAGAAAUGGCAAAAAGAUGUCCCAUUGUUACCUAUUGAACCAGAUAUUUUGAAGCAAUUAAGAAUGCGUAGCGAAAUAGCUAGUGAAUUAGCAGAUCAUGAAAUCGCAUCAUCUUCUUUGAGGAAAGAUGAUGUUUGGAUGAAACAAGCUGCUGAAGAUUUAGGGGUUGAUUUUGAUGAGGAUGAUGAUGAUGAUAAUCAACUAAAAGAUACAUUCCUGCUUAAGAAUAAAAAGAAAAAAAUCAAUAAGACGUUGGAUAAACAAAAAGUUCAGGGCCUGAAGUAUGAGUUGAAACAAUUGCUGAAUAAGCAAAUUAGAAAAGAUUUGCGGAGAAGCUAUUUAACGGGUGGAAUAGUUAAUUUGGCUGAUAAUUUAGUUAAAAAUAGAGGUCAUAAUAAUAUUAUUGGCCAUGAAAAAGUCAAUGCUUUAGAGAUUUUGAAAAAGAAGAAGAAGAAGAAUAUAAAUGAUGCAUGA